AUGAUUGUUGGAACCCAUAACGGAAACAUUCAUGUUUACUCCGUACCAUUCUUUCAACGCCUUCGAGUUUAUCACGCUCAUUCAGCAAGUGUCGACUCUAUCUCGAUCUCCCCGUUCCCGCCGCCUGCACCCUCAAAAGCCGAUUUCGCACCCAUAGUGCAGACUGGUGGAUCUGGGGCGUCUAUAUCUGAAAGCCCGAAUGGCUCUAAACCACAGCAACAUAACGUAAUCCUACCCACACCGUCAAACUCGAUAUAUAUUGCGACCUCUUCUAUGGACGGAAACGUUUGCGUUGCAUCGCUAGUUGACCCAAAGGAUGUGACCCUCCGUAACUUUGGAAGGCCAGUUAGCGCGGUCGCAUUAUCACCCGAAUACAAAAGUGAUAGGACUUAUAUUUCGGGAGGAAAAUCCGGAAAUCUAGUUCUUACCGUUGGUGGUCGUGUUGGAGCGAGCUCGAACGCGUCACUAGGGGCUGCUAGUCCCACAGGCUGGUUUGGAUCUCUAGGUCUUGGGGGAAACAAUGGAAAAGACAGAGUGUUGCAUAGCGGAGAAGGAGCGAUUAGUUCCAUCAAAUGGUCGAGAUCUGGGAAAUACGUUGCCUGGGUAAAUGAGGAGGGUAUAAAGAUAAUGCGAUCCCACCUGCACUUGGAACAGGCAGAGGUAGAACAUGCUUGGGAGCGGUUUGGCCAUACUGACCGGCCACGGUCACAAAUCUGGGAUGAAAUGGCCGGAGUAUGGAAGCCCAGGGUUGUAUGGAUUGAUGAGGAUUCACUAGAACGCGAUGAUGCAGCUGGUGUACAAGAGGGCGAACCUGUUACUCAAUCACAGCGCCUAAAAGAUAAUGACCCUGAAAAACUCCUUGUCGGUUGGGGAGGGACCAUCUGGAUUAUAAAGGUGUCUCGCGGUGACCAAUCAACGGGUAUUGGAAAGAAGAGGAUUGCCUCUGCUGAAAUUACUACUAAACUACGAACCGAUUGUAUCAUAUCUGGCGUUUCGCUAUAUACCCAAAAUUUAUUGCUUGUUUUGUCAUAUAUCAUACCCGAAGCCGACGAGCCUGGAACACCAUCGAAGCAGGCUGGCCCUGCUCGCGGAAUUCGACGAAGGCAGAAUGGUCUACAACCUGAACUACGCCUUAUAGAUAUUGAAACUGAAGAAGAACUUAGCGGCGACAUCUUGACUGUUAGGAAUUAUGAAAACCUCUCCGCUUCCGACUACCACCUUGAUACACUUCCGAUAAGCCGCAUUGCCUCAUCUAGCCAACGGGGAGCUCUAGAAUUGAUCACGUCCGGGCUUAUUGAUGCCACACUUUACCCAAAGCGGCUCUUUGGUUCCGGUACUAGCACUCGCAGCAUGGCUAGCAGUGCUGAUAGAGGAUCCAGUUUUCAGGCGAUCGGAUCAGCUGAAUAUACCGGCCUACUUCAUGACGGAAAAUACAACAAAGAGAUCGAGCUAGCUGCUACUCUGGGGGUCAGGAUCUUUGUCCAUAGCCCUUACGAUUGUAUAAUCGCUGUCAAAAGGGGCUUCGAGGAUAGGCUGGCGUGGCUUGAUUCUCAUGAUCGAUAUGAAGAAGCUUGGGAGCUACUAGAACAAAACCCAGAAGCUUUUGGUGUAGCUUCAGGCGAGGCAGAGGUAAGCCCGCCAGGAACUCCGACCCCGAGUGCGCCAGGCCCUGUUCCACGACCCAUUCUCGAUAACUCAUCCAUCAAGUCUACUGGCCCCUCCAGUAAUUCAAAGUUAGAGAGGGAAAAGCACCGAAUUGGCGAAUUGUGGCUGAAGCAGCUAGUUAACCAAGGAGAAUGGGAAAAGGCAGGAAAUACCUGUAGCAAAGUCCUUCAGUCUAGUGCAGCUUGGGAUCAUUGGAUCUGUGUUUUCGCACGAAAGGGAAAGUUUGACGAAAUCACUCCCCAUGUGCCGAUUGAUAUCGAACCUCCAUUGCCAUCAUUUGUAUAUGAGGUUAUACUUGGGCACUAUGUCUCUCGUGAUCGGGCCAGGUUCAAUGAGCUAAUAGAGCUCUGGCCAUCCAAUCUUUUCGAAACUGAUAGCGUUACUGCAGCCAUACAAGACCAGCUUAGUUCUAUGAAGGAAGGGACGGAAGACUGGCGAAGUCUCCUAAACUGCCUUGCUAAGCUAUUCUUAGUUGGAGGGCAUUACCGCGAAGCCUUACGAUGCUAUAUUAGGCUUCAGGACGGGGAUGCGGUCAUGAACUUGAUACGAGAGUACCAUCUGCUGGACUCUAUUUCCGAAGACAUACCUGGCUUUAUUUUGCUUCGAGUGUCAAAAAGUCGAAUUAAGACCACCCCCACGUCUGAGCUAGAAGAAGCUACAUCGGAACCUAUCAAGCUCCUUGUACGUGAGGCAGCCAACGGGAUCGUUCAUCCUGAGAUUGUAGUAUCACAACUACAAGAAGCGGAUCUGGGCCUUUUCCUAUACUUCUACCUUCGUGCUCUCUGGAGAGGGGACUUUGUGUCUAAGGAGGGAGAUAAACCUAGUAUCAGAGCACGCGGGCACCACAGGACCGACGCAGAGGCAGGUAAACUAGUUGCAGACGAAGGGAGGGUAUUGAUCGAUGGGUUUGCAGAUACAGUCGUUGAACUAUUUGCAAACUACGAUCGUCCUUUACUCAUGGAAUUCUUGCAAUCCAGCACAUCGUAUUCGUACGACACUGCAUGUUCCAUCUGUGAAAGUCGAAAUUUCACGCCGGAACUUAUUUACCUCUUUUCCAAAACUGGACAAACGAAACGAGCUCUUCAUCUUAUUCUCUCUAGUCUGAAGGAUAUUUCGCACGCCAUCUCCUUUGCCAAAUCUCAGGAUGACCCGGAUCUCUGGGAUGACUUGUUAUCAUACUCAAUGGACAAGCCGCAGUAUAUUCGCGCAUUACUCACAGAGGCAAGCACGGCAAUCGAUCCUAUAAAAUUUGUUAGGAGAAUACCAAGUGGACUUGAGAUCGAAGGCCUGCGAGAAGGACUUACCAGAAUGAUUCGCGAGCACGAUAUCCAAGCUAGCAUAAGUCAGGGAGUGGCAAAAGUGUUAGCAGGAGAAGUGGCUAUUCGUAUGGCCACCUUACGCAAAGGCCAACGGCAAGGAAUGAAAUUUGAUAUUGUCCACGAUGAAACAGAUGGUGUGGAAGGCGCCGAAGGUCAGGACACCGAUAUUCAGCUGGGUGCAAAUGGUGAAACAAUCGAUGAAAAGCAAAAGAGGGAAUCAAAAAUCAUUCCGCCAGGUAAAUGCGCGGGAUGUAAGAAUUCAUUUGUUGAACAAGGUAAAUAUUUUCCGCCACACAAGGCAUACAAUAUCUAUUUCGUCUCCUGGAAGUUCUAA
Messenger RNA from Arthroderma uncinatum, 3318 nucleotides. RefSeq names its product vacuolar assembly protein. The transcript has 4 exons. Gene Ontology annotation, cellular component: late endosome; HOPS complex. Gene Ontology annotation, biological process: endosomal vesicle fusion; cellular response to starvation; vesicle-mediated transport. Gene Ontology annotation, molecular function: protein binding. Bases 1 to 3318 code for a protein of 1105 amino acids. NCBI's taxonomy places the organism in Eukaryota, Fungi, Ascomycota, Eurotiomycetes, Onygenales, Arthrodermataceae. The record is from RefSeq and is a predicted model, not a curated record.